CGGUCGAGCCCGGCGCGGCGGCGAACGAGACGAUCGCACGGGGCGCGGCAUGGGGGCUGUGCUGCCCGGCGGCGCUCGGCGCGACGGCGGGGACUCGCAGUGACUCGGCGUGAUUCGGAGUGACUCGGGGUGACUCGGAGUGAACCGCAAGGGCUGUGUCCGGAGGGUCGUCGCCAUGGCAGCCAAUAAUCGGCUCGAUCACGUGAUGCAGAUUGUACAGCAUGACACACGAGCUGCUCAGAUGCGCCUGUCGUCGCCGCACAAGAAGCGACGUCAUCGCGACACGGAGGAGGAGCCGACGUCCGGUUUCAGCGCCGCGCUGCGCCGCGAGCCGCCGCCGCUGCCGGCCGCCCUGCAGCGGCGGCUCGGCACGCCGCAGGAGAGCACCGGACUGGGCAAGGUGCGGGUGCUGUUGCGCGUGCGCCAGGCGCAGCCGUCGUCCCACUUCAGCGUCGACCCGCGCCGCAAGCAGGUGACCCUGGUCGACCCGUCGGCGGCCGCCGGCACCGUCGCGCCUGAGAGCCGCCGACUGGGCGUGGCCGCCCCCAAGAUGUUCGCCUUCGACGGGGUGUACGACUGCGACGACCCCCAGACUGAGAUCAGCACGAGUGCCUUGGUGGACGUUGUUCACGCCGUUAUAAACGGCAACGACGGUUGUGUCCUCUGCCUUGGCCAGUCCAAAACAGGCAAGACGACCACGAUGCUGGGCGGCAGCGGCUCGGCCGAUCAGCUGGGUAUCAUCCCGUGCGCCAUCUCGUGGCUGUACCGCGGCAUCGGCGAGCAGAAGCAGAAGAGCGGCGCCCGCUUCUCGGUGCGCGUCUCGGCCGUGCAGAUCGCCGGCGCCGCCGAGAACCUGCGCGACCUGCUCAAGGACCACGCCAAAGACUCGGACCAGUCUCCGGGCGUGUACCUGCGCGAGGAUCCGGUGCUCGGCAGCCAGCUGCUCAACCAGUCUGAAAUCAGGGCCGAGACGGCCGAGAAGGCGGCGCUCUAUUUGGACAGCGCGGCGGCGGCGCGCGCCGCCUCCGAGGACGGCGGCCGCAGCUCCCACCUUCUCUACACCCUGCACGUGUUCCAGUACAGCGUCAAGUCGGACAAGAGCAGCGGAGUGACGGGCGGGAGGAGCCGCCUCCACCUGUUCGACCUGGGCGGCUUCGAGAAGACCAAGGUGUCCGGUCUCACCCUGUCCGCCGUGGGCAACGUCAUCGUCUCCAUCUUCAACGCCCACAAACACCUGCCCUGCAGAGACAGCAAGCUGGUGCACCUGUUUCGUGAGGCGAUGGGGUCCCUGACCUGCCAGACGACGAUUGUGGCGCACGUGAGCACGGACGCGGCGCUCUACGCCGAGACGCUCACCACCGUUCAGCUGGCCAGCAGAAUACACAGAAUGCGACGGCGGCGCAUCAAGCCGCACGGCUCGUCCGGCUCGGGCGGCUCUGCCGAGGAGAACCGGCAGGCGCGACUGCGCAGCUCUGGCGAGGAGUCGUCGGGCCGCUCCUCCUCGGACGUCGACCCGUCCAGCUCCGAGCAGUCGGCCGACACCGUCAUCUACCUGGGCCCGGGCGCCGACGAGUGCACCGACGGCGAGCACCCGCCCGUCUACAUCCCCAGCCUGACCAGCGACAACCGCGCCGCCAUGAGCAAGGCACUGAAGGGGUCCAGUGCGGAGGGGGGCAAGUGUCGGAGUCCGGCGCGGACUCACAGCAGCUCAUCGACGCCGACGCACCGGCCGGCGGCGACGGCAGCAGCGCCCUUCUCCCCGCAGCACCGGACCCUCGACAAGCUGACCGGCGCCGUGCCCAAGAGCCCCCAGGUGAAGCGGAAGGGUCACGAGGCGCGCCACGCCGCUGGGCCCGAGAAGGUAGCGCCGGCUGGUGCGACGCCUCAGGAACAGUGGAUCGACGGACCACGCUUUUCCCGCUCCCGUAUAGCCGAGGCGCAGAAGAUCAAGACCCGGCAGGAAACGUGGAUCGACGGCCCAUCGGGAGGCGCCCGGGCGCCGGCAACGGCGUCUCUUACGCCAGCGGCGGCGGCGGCGGCCGGGGCUAUCCCGAAGACGGGCCGUCCGGCGGCCGGCCGCGCCGCGCCGCCGCCCAUCCAGGGCUACGGCUUCAUGGACGAUCACAAGAAGUCGAUGAUCACGCGCUGGGUGGAGCACCAGAUCGAGGCCGUCUCCACCAAGAAGCGCACCAAGUCGGAAGAGACCGCCCACCGCGCCGGUCAGUACAAGGAGCUGACCCAAUUCAAGACGCAGGACGACGAGCCGGUCGAGGCCAAGAUCAUGACGCAGUUCAAGACGCAAGACUCGAGCGGAGAGAGCAGCCCCCUGCCGGAGCGGCACGCUCGGCCGGCCGCCGCCAGGAAGGGCUCCCCGGAGGCGUCCAGCACCCUGCCCAGACCGAAAACGCGCGGUUCUUCCGCGGAGAAGGAGUCGUCGCCCCCUCUGGCGGCGGAGAAGCCAAAGGUCGCGCCGAUACCCAGCGACGUCACGCCACCGGCUCCGUCCAUCGGCCUUGAGGCCACACCCUCUCUGGACGAGAUUUGCGCUCAGUGCGAGCAGCUGGUGGACGUGCUGACUCAGGAGAAUGACGUCAAACGGCCGCCGGCUGGCCGGAAAGUGUCGCCGCCAGAUGGCAGGAGCUCCGCACCGCCAGAGGGCAGGGAGAUGGCCGACGCGGCACAGAAUACGGAGGACGCCGACAGUCUGGCGGAAGAUUGCUCGGAGCCGGGCCGCCAGCCUUCGAGCUCGUCCAGCUCGGACGUGGCCAGGGGCGAGAUCAUCGAAGUGGAGGAGCGCGACGAGCCGGUGCCCAUGACCGACUCGUGCCUGCAGGUGACGGAAGAGGACAUUGCUCGCUGUAUGGGCAUCAUCACCAAGCCGCUGCUGCUGCCGCCGCCGGAUCUGGACGAGAACGGUCAUCCGCUGCGGGCGCUGAGUGAGGAGAACCUGACUUACGCCUCGAGCUUCUCAGACAUGUACACGCUGCGGGGCGGCUCGGACUGUGAGCCGCUGUACGACGAGCCCGGGCUCGGCGCCAACCCGCUCAGCACGCUAGAGAUCCCCGACUACGGCAAACUGUGCGACGACCUCAGCCUCACCAACCAGCGGCUGGACGGCAUCAGUCGGCUGCACGACUUCUACCGCGACCUGGCGUCGCAGCCGCCGCCGCCGCCGCAGCCGACCCCGCUCAUCUCUGAGCUGUUGUUCGGUGGCGACCGGAGCGAGACCAACAGCGUGUGCAGCGAGCCGGUGAGGCCGGUGGCCUGCCAGCACUGUAAGACGCUCAAGAAAACCGACUCGCUGCGACACGGCAACUACGUCAAGAGCAUCAAGGACUGGCUGGCGCUGUUGCCGGACCUGGAGAGUGAAGCCGAAGAGUACAUCUGUGAUAACUGCCGGCGCAAACAGAACGAGGAGCUGGACCAGCUGGGAGACGACUUCGAGAUCCAGAGCGACAUCACGCCGUACCUGCCGACCUUCUCCAACCUCUCGUCGCUGCGCCACCCGGACGGUGCCUCCAACCCCAACCUCUCCAAGCACGCCAGCUUGGUGCUGGACGAGGAGCUGUCCCUGCCGCCGCCGCCGCAGCCGCCAGUGGUGGCGCCACCGGCGCACCUUGACGAGCGCCUCCCGGGCAACGGCGCCUCGGGCUCGGACGAGGACACGUCGAGUGGCGCCGCCCGCCAGCUGAAGGGCCUGACGGAGGCGGUGGUGAUGGUGGCUGGCCGCGUCGACCCGGCCCCACCGCCGGAAACCGUGCCGCAGGAGCUUGACGAGAGGCAGGUGGCGGGUCGACCGCGCUCGCGCGCCGAGCAGCUCUCCCCGGUCAAGACCAAGGGCAGCAAGCUGGGCCGUCUGUUCGGCAAGGGCCGGAGCGUGUCGCGCAGCCCCUCCAAGCUGGCCAAGGGCCGGUACGUGAGCGCCGAGGUGACGGGCUCCAUCUGCUCGCCGCGCUACCCAGAGCGCGGCCUCAAAAAGGACAAGAAGGCGGAGAAGAAGGCGACCGAGGAGAGGAAGAGCAAAUCGAAGGAGCGCAAGCCGCGCAGCGACUCGGCCUCGUCGGGUGCCGAUGUGGCCAAGCCGCGCCUCGAUCGGUCCGCCUCGCUGGUGCAGCCGCGGACGGCGCGGGCCGAGAAGGCUCUGCGCUGCGUCGAAGAGCAGCCCGACUGGGCGCGCAGCAUCAAGAGGGAGAAGUAUAACUUCACUUGCGACACGACGCUGCCGGCCUUCCUGCCGAACGUCUCCAGUGGCUACGACAGCGGCAACGACUCAGGCAUCGGCCUGCGCAAGUCCCAGAAGAAGCGGAAGGCGGCCGAAAGCUCCGGCUACGAGAGCGUACUGCCGCCCAGUGAGUGCUCCAGCCUCGAGUCGAGCCAGGAGUCGGAGGAGGAGCCGCGCCUCAACAAGAAGAACGGCCAGGUCCAGGCCGGGUCGCCGGCGCACAAGGCCGGCACGCGGCCGGGCUCCGACGGCCGGCACUCGCUGUCACGCCACUCUCGCCCCGGCGAGCGCCAGCACGGUCACGACAGCCUGCGGGCCGAGAUCACCGCCAAGGCGGCUGCCAAGAAGACCUGGGCCCCCGGCAUUCCAGUCUUCUCCCGGCUGUGGCACCGGAAGCCCAAGCUUCCGCCCAACGGGCCGCCGCCCUGAUCACGUGACCCGAGGGACGCCGCUGCCGCGACCCGAGACCGGGCCAGGCGAGCGCGGCGGUCACGGCUUCCUCUAGUCGCUUGGUGUCCGGCGCUGUGCUUGGCUCAGCGGAGAGGACUGUGGCGGGCCGGGCGGGCUCAGAUGGGCCGGACGACGCGCGGCAGGCGCUCCGCAUCAGGUACGCAGCGGUGACUGCCGGCAGGCGGAGCGCGGCCGCUUCGCGAAGCCGCGGCUGCUGUGGAUCAGGUACGCAGCGGUGACUGCCGGCAGGCGAAGCGCGGCCGCUUCUCGAAGCCGCGGCUGCUGUGGCUGCUGGACCGUCUAUUUUACGAAUGGCUGGCGCAGAUUUGUACAGUGUUAAGCUUCGGCAGUGAUCUCUUUAUUAGUCAUCGAUAAUGCAACGAUGGCUUUUGUUUAUUCGGGAUGUCCUUGGUGCGUUCGCAGUCGUGUAGUCUUCGGUUGGUUCAUUUUGUUUGAAUUGAUUUUGAAGCCAGGCAUGCGGUGCAGCAUCGGCUGAGCACGACAACCGACGGGCUUCUGGACGCGUGUAUGUACCGACAUGAUGAUGUAGUAUUUAUAAUUUUCUAUUUUGUACAUAACCUGGAUCGAAUAAAUAAUGCUUAUUACCCGCCAAUCACCGCGGUUUCCCUCGUGUUUGGAAUCGACUCGGCAAAACGACCCUGAGGUGACAAGGGCAUUGCAGAACCUGAAGGCAAUGCGACUUAUAAUGUCUAUCUAUCGGUGUCAAACUUUGGACAUGCUCAAGCUGCUCCAGGAGUCUCAGAACUAUAAGACUCAACAGGAGCUUUGUGCCUUCGAGUCAUUGAGCAUGCAUGAUAACAACCGGUUCGCUUUAGGUACUAGCUCCAAACAGAAACGAGUCAUUGUCACAUGUUACGGAAAUUACAUGACAUCAUGUCAAUAUUAAAAUGAGAAGAAAGUACGUCAUCGUGAGAUGGGUGGAGCCGUUGAGCCUAAGCCAACCACAGAGAGCAAGAUCACCUUGCAAUCCCGGGACAGUGUGAUGCAGCAGUCGGUUGGUGUUGCGCUGAGGGCAACUUUUUGAAGGACGUAUGGGCUCACAUUGCAGAUGAUGUGCAGCUAAGGUCCCCGCGGAAUAGAUAUGGUGGAAGAACGGAUAUGGCAGUUAUCUGGUUGCCAAAUGUCUGGGUUUGCACGGCGGCGAUCCUAGUAGGUGCCCAUAAUCCAACUGGCGGCUGGUUGAUGCAAUAGCGGGCCACUCGACCGAGGAUGAGUCACUUGGCCGAGGGGGAGGGGUCCGCGGGGUGGUUGUGUGGCUUAUGGACGGCGGUUGGCAUAUGGCCACAAAGUGGACUGUUUGAUGGCGUUAAGUGAAUUUUGUCACAUUGACGCAGUGAAGGCAUCCGUACCGGUAUCCGUAUCCGUAUUGGAAGUGUCGGCAGGGGUCCAGCAGAUGUUUCGGUGCAUCUGCCACCCAGCUUAGUUGUCCGGGAUGUCGUUGAAAGUCCCCGGGAUGCAUUAGUCCGGCGCCGGGAGCCAAGGCUGGUUAGUCGCAGAGGCAAAGUAACGGACGAUCAUGGCCGACAGCUAGUCGUGUUUGAUUUCGAGCAGAUGCUUCGCAACAUCUCCCAGCAAGCGUCCCGAACACUGCGGUGUGGAACCAUGCAUGCAUAUUCCACGAUGGUGCUUCUCACAAAACAAAUACGACCACCAAAAUUGGCAAAAGACGGGCUCGUUGGCAUCGACUUGAGCUUGAAAGUUGCAACUGUUACGAGCAUACCUACAAUAGCUACAGCUCAAAAAGUUCCAAUGAUACAACGCACGUUCGUACCAGGCAUCGCGUUUUUUGGCGCAUUCGGUUUUCGAGCGCCUGACUGGGACGAAGGCAUAUCCAACGGCAAAACCAAAGGUGCCCUCUCGCACAUCCGACGAAAGAAUGCACAUCCAGUCUUCCAACGUUACAGCCGCAGAGUAGAGCCCGUCUCCACAUGGCUCUGGCAGAGUGAGAAAUAAAGCCCCAAUCAUUGUCUUUAACCACAGCAUGGCCGGACCGGGGCCCCACAGCGGGAUCGUCUCGAGCCUGGCGAGGUCUCAGGGUCGCACCAGCAGCACGCGGCAAACGCACCUCACUCCACUACGCAUCACAGAAGCCAGGCGUUCCUACGUUACAGUCACGCACCGGCACAAUUCUUAGAGGUACGUUAUGCACGUCAGAUCUAACGUUCAACACGUGACGUACGUAGAGCGUGACUGACCCCUGGCGCGCAUAUGACCUUUCUCCAGGCCACCGCCGCCGGGUAUGCAACACUUCUGUGGUCCUCAGGCUCACGCGGGCUGGGCGCCUGGCCAGGCGAUGACUGCCGUUCCGUGACACGCCCUGCGCCGAGGCCAGUCGGCGUGCGCGGCUGCCGUUCCGACUGCCGUUCCGUGGCACGCCCUCCGCCGAGGCCAGCCGGCGUGCGCGGCUGCCGUUCCGACUGCCGUUCCGUGGCACGCCCCCCGCCGAGGCCAAUCGGAGUGCGCAGCUCCGCCGCACCCAGUGUCCGCGCCGCAACCGCCGCAACAUGCCGGAGCCGCACACUGGGGGAGCAGCACACCGCACCACAGCUGCCGACCCGUCCCGCCGGCCAGCCGGUCGCUGUGGGUAGACCGGCACAAGAAGGGCGGGGAGGGCGGGAAACCGUGCGGGGAG
Pollicipes pollicipes is the source of this 7325-nucleotide messenger RNA. RefSeq names its product kinesin-like protein CG14535. Lineage: Eukaryota; Metazoa; Arthropoda; Thecostraca; Pollicipedomorpha; Pollicipedidae. Gene Ontology annotation, molecular function: microtubule binding; microtubule motor activity; ATP binding. The record is from RefSeq and is a predicted model, not a curated record. The coding region runs from base 176 to 4651 and encodes 1491 amino acids. Gene Ontology annotation, biological process: microtubule-based movement. The transcript is spliced from 19 exons.